AUGUUGAGUGAACAGACGGCGGCUAGCACUAGCAGCGGCGGCGGCGGCGUCGAGCAUCAGGAGAGGAGCGUCGAGGACGACAGGCGGCUGCAGCCGGUGGGGGAGAACGAGGAGGAGGAGUUCAGGGACAUCCACGCGCUGAGCCCGCCGCCGACGCCGAGCCAGCCUUCGUCGUACCGCCUCCGGGAGUCGUGGGGGUCCGCCGCGGGCGGGAGCAGGCACACGUCCAUCCGCUCCGUCGGGAGCGACACCGCACCCAGCGAGCCCUUCCCGACUAUGAGCAGGGAGUUCUCGGCCAUGGUCGCCGCAGCAGCCAGCGUCAACGCAGCCGCCAACGCCAACGCCCACGGUGACGCCGCCGACAGGGACGUCGUGGACGCCAUGGGCUGGAGCAGGAUCGGGGAGGCCGAGGAGGAGCUGGAGGAGACCAACCCGCUGGCCAUCGUGCCCGACAGCAACCCCAUCCCGUCGCCGCGCAGGGGCCCGCCCACCCCAGGAGGCGCCGACGUCGCGCUGAUGGCCGCCAACGGCCACGGCCACGCCAACGGCGAAGGCGGGGUGUCCGUGGGGCAGGUCAAGAAGGAGGAGGUGGAGUCCAAGAUCGCCGCGUGGCAGAUCGCCGAGGUGGCUAAGGUCAACAACCGCUUCAAGCGCGAGGAGGUCGUCAUCAACGGCUGGGAGGGCGACCAGGUCGAGAAGGCCAGCGCCUGGCUCAAGAAGUACGAGAGGAAGCUGGAGGAGAAGCGUGCCAAGGCGAUGGAGAAGGCGCAGAACGAGGUGGCCAAGGCGCGGCGGAAGGCGGAGGAGAAGCGCGCGUCGGCGGAGGCCAAGCGAGGCACCAAGGUGGCACGGGUGCUGGAGCUCGCCAACUUCAUGAGGGCCGUGGGGAGGGCGCCCUCCACCAAGCGCUCCUUCUUCUGA
Miscanthus lutarioriparius is the source of this 921-nucleotide messenger RNA. The record is from the annotation of a GenBank genome assembly. NCBI's taxonomy places the organism in Eukaryota, Viridiplantae, Streptophyta, Magnoliopsida, Poales, Poaceae.